UUUAUGUUCAUAACAUAGAUAAGAUACACAUAAAGUAAGCCCUAUCUCUAUCCUUGUGUAUGUAAUUUCUCUCCCUUGUCAUGGAUUCACCAUCUCUAUUCCUCUCCUCUUAUCCACUCUUCAACAAAAACCACCCUAAAACCCAGAAAUUCCCCACCUUCAAAGCCUCCUCUUUACUCUCAAACCAUCACACACCACACUCUUCACCCCAAUCCUCUACAUCUUCUCCUCAACCCUGCAAGAAUAUAUCAUUUUCCACACUCCAAACCCAUUCUCCUAGCUCACUUCAAAACCUUCUCUUUCCCCAAAAUCUCUUAUCAAAAUCUUGCUUUUCAUUAACUGUGAUUGACCUCUUUGCUUCUCUUCCAUCCCUUGCUGACGAAGCUGCAGCAUCAUCCCCUUUAGUUGAGUCAGAUGCAGGCAAAAUCAACUUGGAAGAAAUUCUGGUCUCCAUUGAUAAUUUCUUCAACAGAUACCCAUUUUUUGUUGCUGGGGUUACCUUCAUUUGGCUUGUUGUUAUACCAAUUGCACAAGAGUAUUUCAGGAAGUACAAGUUUGUGUCAGCCAUUGAUGCUUUCAGGAAACUAAGGGAUGACCCUGAUUCGCAACUCUUGGAUAUCAGGGACAGAAAGAAUGUGAAGUUUUUGGGGUCCCCCAACUUGAAACUGUUGAAUAAGGAAGCGGUGAAGGUUGAGUUCACAGAGGGAAACGAAGAUGGGUUUGUGAAGAAGGUUUUGGGGAGAUUCAAGGAACCUCCAAACACUGUUCUCUGUGUUUUGGACAGUUUUGACGGUAAUUCAUUGAAAGCUGCUGAGUUGCUAUUCAAGAAUGGCUUCAAAGAGGUCUAUGCGAUCAGAGGUGGAGUUAGAGGACAGCAAGGGUGGAUGGCUAUACAGGAUAGCCUUUUGCCGCCAUCAGUGCACAUUAAAAGAAGGAAGAAGAAAAAAGCUUCACAAGAAGUCGGUGCAAAUGGAAAUGGAGCCAUUCAGCAAAAUGAUAGUAAUUAUGAGAGCGCCUCAACCCCUGAUAUUCCUGCAGAUGGAAAUCAAGAAAAAGAGAAUGGUCAUGUGAAAAGGUCUGAAGAGUCUGUUCCAGAAGGGAAAAUCAGUUCAGUAGUUUCUUCCUCUCCCUAUCCCAAUUACCCAGAUUUGAAGCCACCAUCAUCACCAACUCCUUCAAAGCCACAAUAGUGAUGUUGGUUAAUAUUACCAUACUCAACAUGGAGAUGAUCAAAGUACUAUGAUUGAGUUGAAUAUGACUUGGGAGAUUAGUAAAAUGAUUUCCUCAACUUGGAGGUCAAAUCUUACUUUGAUUUUUAACGUUACAAAUGUCUUAUUUUAAUGCCAAAAAAUUUUUAACGGAUUCAAUGCUGUGUUAAAUUUUACUCGAAUAAUUAAUAGAAAAGCUUUUAUAUUAGUGAUCA
Arachis ipaensis is the source of this 1423-nucleotide messenger RNA. Its product is annotated as Rhodanese/Cell cycle control phosphatase superfamily protein. Lineage: Eukaryota; Viridiplantae; Streptophyta; Magnoliopsida; Fabales; Fabaceae. The record is from RefSeq and is a predicted model, not a curated record.